AUGGUGGAUCACAGCCUCCUUCCCUCUGGUCCACAGGAGAACGUGUCUCUGGCGGACAUCCUGUCUCUGCGGGACUCGUGCCUGCAGGAGGACGAGGUGUGGGCCGUGUGUGUGGAGUGUGGCCUGGCCCUGCAGAGCAUCAGCCAGACCCAGCUCUUCCACUCGCUGUGCAUCACCCCCGACACGCUCGCCUUCAACGCCCAUGGCAACGUGUGCUUCAUGGAGCAGCUCAGCGAUGACCCCGAGGGCAGCUUCGUCCCUCCGGAGUUCGACAGCACCGGCAGCACGUCUGAGCUUCUCUAUCCCACUACUGUCCCUGUGCUUCUCUAUCCCACUAUCCCUGGCUUCUCUAUCCCACUACUGUCCCUGUGCUUCUCUAUCCCACUACUGUCCCUGUGCUUCUCUAUCCCACUACUGUCCCUGAGCUUCUCUAUCCCACUACUGUCCCUGUGCUUCUCUAUCCCACUACUGUCCUUGUGGUUCACUAUCCCACUACUGUCCCUGAGCUUCUCUAUCCCACUACUGUCCCUGUGCUUCUCUCUCCCACUACUGUCCCUGUGCUUCUCUAUCCCACUACUGUCCCUGAGCUACUCUAUCCCACUAUUGUCCCUGUGCUUCUCUAUCCCACUACUGUCCCUCUGCUUCUCUAUCCCACUACUGUCCCUGAGCUUCUCUAUCCCACUACUGUCCCUGUGCUUCUCUAUCGCACUACUGUCCCUGUGCUUCUCUAUCCCACUACUGCCCCUGAGCUUCUCUAUCCCACUACUGUCCCUGAGCUUCUCUAUCCCACUACUGUCCCUGAGCUUCUCUAUCUCACUACUGUCCCUGAGCUUCUCUAUCCCACUACUGUCCCUGUGCUUCUCUAUCCCACUACUGUCCCUGUGCUUCUCUAUCCCACUACUGUCCUUGUGCUUCUCUAUCCCACUACUGUCCCUCUGCUUCUCUAUCCCACUACUGUCCCUGAGCUUCUCUAUCCCACUACUGUCCCUGUGCUUCUCUAUCCCACUACUGUCCCUGUGCUUCUCUAUCCCACUACUGUCCCUGAGCUUCUCUAUCCCACUACUGUCCCUGAGCUUCUCUAUCCCACUACUGUCCCUGUGCUUCUCUAUCCCACUACUGUCCCUGUGCUUCUCUAUCCCACUACUGUCCCUGAGCUACUCUAUCCCACUACUGUUCCUGAGCUUCUCUAUCCCACUACUGUCCCUGUGCUUCUCUAUCCCACUACUGUCCCUGAGCUACUCUAUCCCACUACUAUCCCUGUGCUUCUCUAUCCCACUACUGUCCCUGUGCUUCUCUAUCCCACUACUGUCCCUGAGCUUCUCUAUCCCACUACUGUCCCUGAGCUUCUCUAUCCCACUACUGUCCCUGUGCUUCUCUAUCCCACUACUGUCCCUGAGCUUCUCUAUCCCACUACUGUCCCCGAGCUUCACUAUCCCACUACUAUCCCUGUGCUUCUCUAUCCCACUACUGUCCCUGUGCUUCUCUAUCCCACUACUGUCCCUGAGCUUCUCUAUCCCACUACUGUCCCUGUGCUUCUCUAUCCCACUACUAUCCCUGUGCUUCUCUAUCCCACUACUGUCCCUGUGCUUCUCUAUCCCACUACUGUCCCUGAGCUUCUCUAUCCCACUACUGUCCCUGUGCUUCUCUAUCCCACUACUGUCCUUGUGGUUCACUAUCCCACUACUGUCCCUGAGCUUCUCUAUCCCACUACUGUCCCUGUGCUUCUCUCUCCCACUACUGUCCCUGUGCUUCUCUAUCCCACUACUGUCCCUGAGCUACUCUAUCCCACUAUUGUCCCUGUGCUUCUCUAUCCCACUACUGUCCCUGUGCCUCUCUAUGCCACUACUGUCCCUGUGCUUCUCUAUCCCACUACUGUCCCUCUGCUUCUCUAUCCCACUACUGUCCCUGAGCUACUCUAUCCCACUAUUGUCCCUGUGCUUCUCUAUCCCACUACUGUCCCUGUGCUUCUCUAUCCCACUACUUUCCCUGAGCUUCUCUAUGCCACUACUGUCCCUGUGCUUCUCUAUCCCACUACUGUCCCUCUGCUUCUCUAUCCCACUACUGUCCCUGAGCUACGCUAUCCCACUACUGUCCCUGUGCUUCUCUAUCCCACUACUGUGA
Messenger RNA from Knipowitschia caucasica, 2121 nucleotides. The record is from the annotation of a GenBank genome assembly. NCBI's taxonomy places the organism in Eukaryota, Metazoa, Chordata, Actinopteri, Gobiiformes, Gobiidae.